AUGCGGACCUUCCCGCACCCGGGCGACCGCGCGCCAGCCCUGGCUGACUUGGACCGCGACGCGAUCCGCCGCUGGGUGGAGCAGGCGUCGGCGGCGGGCGUCAAGAACAACAACAGCAUCAGCAACAACAACAACAACAACAACAACAACAACGACGACCACGACCACGACGGCGGCGGCGGCGGCGGCGGCGUGAUCGGAGGCGGCGUGAAGGCCGCCGUACCGGGCGCUGGCUGGUGGUGGCGCGCGUGGCCCGCCGCCCCCAGCCCUCCGGCACCGCUACCCCCGCCGCCCCCGGCACCGCCUCCGCCCCCGCCGCCGCCGCAGGUACGCAGCAGGACCAUGCUGCUUCACGACGACCAGCCGCUGGACUUCUCGACGCACCGCCACCACCUGGCGGCGGAGACCAGCAGCAGCGGGGGCGGCGGAUCCUCCGAAGACGAGGGCGUGGCCGCCUCGCCUUGCCCGCUGCGAGGCGAAGAUAUUUGUGACGUCAGCAUGAGAGAGAAACCGUACUGCAAGGACCACGGCAAGCUGUGGCUGAGCGACGCGGAUUUGUGGCGCGUGGCUGCUCGUCAGGCCGGGGAGCCAAUUAGGACCGCGACCUUGCAUGCGAGGUUUGGCAUUGGCACAGCGGCCGAGCCAAUCACGCGGAUGGAAAAGGACCCGGACUCCGAACCUCCCCCCCACUCCCCUCUGGUCGACGCGCGGAUGAACGGCGACCUGAGCGACGACGGACACAGCGUGAGUACGGACGCGGCGGUCCAAGAUGGCGACUCGAGGGACUCGGACAGGGAGGCUCUCAACCUGGUGACGGAGGUGUCGCAGCGCAACUCCGGAGGUCAGCUGAACGGCUCCUCCAGCUCGCCCAGCUCAGGGGUGAGCAGCCAGGUGACGUCCAGCUCGCGGCCCCCGGCUGCCGCCGCCGCCGCCGCCGCCGCCGCCGCCGCCGCCCUGGCGGCCAUGCAGGCCGGCCAACUGUCGCUCAACCAGCUGAUGAGCCUGGGCUCCCAGGGCCAGCAGCAGCUGCUGCUGCAGAGCCAGCUGGCGGCGACGGCGGCCGCCGCCCCUUCGCCGCUGCCCGGUCUGUCGGCGCUCAGCCCGCAGGAGCUGCAGGGCCUGCAGCAGCAGCUGCAGCAGCACCAGCAUAGCCUGCAGCAGCAGCUGCAGCAGUUCGUGCUGUUCCAGCCGGGCGCCGGGGCGCAGCUGCCCGCGCAGGCGCAGUUCUUCCUGCAGAACCAGGUGCAGCAAGCCAUAGCCCAGGCGGCCCAGCAGCUGCAGCAGCUGCAGAAGCAGCAGCAGCAGCAGCAGCAGCAGCAGCAGCAGCAGCAGCAGCAGCAGCAGCCCGCCAGCAGGCACGGCGGGCCGUCACCGCACCACAACCACAACCACCACAACCACCACAACCACCACCACCACCAGCACCACGUCAAGACGCCGCAGGCGCGGGCGCUGGAGCCAUCGCCCGAGGAGACCACCGACCUUGAGGAACUCGAGCAGUUCGCCAAGACCUUCAAGCAGCGCCGCAUCAAGCUGGGCUUCACCCAGGGCGACGUGGGCCUCGCCAUGGGCAAGCUGUACGGCAACGACUUCUCCCAGACCACCAUAUCGAGGUUCGAGGCGCUCAACCUGUCCUUCAAGAACAUGUGCAAGCUGAAGCCGCUGCUGCAGAAGUGGCUGGAGGACGCAGACAACUCGCUCAACAACCCCGGCUCCUUGGCCAACCCGCUGACAACGCCCGAGGCCAUCGGCCGGCGCCGCAAGAAGCGCACGUCCAUCGAGACCAGCGUGCGGGUGGCGCUGGAGAAGGCGUUCAUCCAGAACCCCAAGCCCACGUCCGAGGAGAUCGCCAUGCUGGCCGAGAGCCUCGGCAUGGAGAAGGAGGUCGUCCGGGUGUGGUUCUGCAAUAGGAGGCAGAAGGAGAAGCGCAUCAACCCUCCGCCCAGCGCGGCCAUGGGCAGCCCGACCAUCUGCUCAGUGCCCGGGACCGCCCCGGGGACCAUGUUCGCCUCCAUCGCCGGCUCCUUCCCCGGGGGGCCGCUCCCGCCCAUGGGCGGCGGGCCGCUCUCCCUCGUCACGACCUCGUCGUCCUCGUCGGCGGGGCAUCACGGCUUCGCGGCGCCCGGCGCCGUCAAGGGCGAAUGA
This is a messenger RNA of Bacillus rossius redtenbacheri, 2145 nucleotides long. RefSeq names its product protein nubbin-like. The transcript is spliced from 10 exons. The record is from RefSeq and is a predicted model, not a curated record. The coding region runs from base 1 to 2145 and encodes 714 amino acids. NCBI's taxonomy places the organism in Eukaryota, Metazoa, Arthropoda, Insecta, Phasmatodea, Bacillidae. Gene Ontology annotation, biological process: regulation of transcription by RNA polymerase II. Gene Ontology annotation, molecular function: DNA-binding transcription factor activity, RNA polymerase II-specific; RNA polymerase II cis-regulatory region sequence-specific DNA binding.